This is a messenger RNA of Hypoxylon fragiforme, 261 nucleotides long. RefSeq lists its product as uncharacterized. Lineage: Eukaryota; Fungi; Ascomycota; Sordariomycetes; Xylariales; Hypoxylaceae. The coding region runs from base 1 to 261 and encodes 86 amino acids. The record is from RefSeq and is a predicted model, not a curated record. The transcript has 2 exons.
AUGCCAGACACGCCCAUACUGGUUCUACUACUCGCCGACCUCACCACACAAAGCUACCAAAGUAACACAAUUCGAGCCCGCCCAAUUGUGCUGGCAAUGUCGAUUUCUCUCAAAGAAGCGGCGGAAAGCUCUACUCGUACAAAGUCACAUAGUUUCACCUUCUUCGGAACCCUGGUGCUUUUCAUACGAUCCGCCACCCAACCACAGAAUCGAAAUCUAGAAAUGACGGAGCAGAUUGGCAUCACAGCACGUUCCAAUUAG